GUGAAAUGUUCGUGCAAUACGAUCAUCAUUAAUCAGUGAACGACGGAGGUUUUGUUCGUUCCGUCGUGUAAUGGAGCCUGUAGGUUUAGUGUUCGACCAAUUGAAAGCUUUUGCCAAAUCCGGUCAAGACUUUUUUGACGGCCUUUUUCGUCGGCGCAAUCCGAUUGAAAUCCUUAAACGUUUACAAAGAGAAGCUUUCUCGGAUCUUAUGAAACUCAGAGACAGACAAGAAAAGGUUGAGAGAAUGCUUUCCGUGUAUAAAUCGUCCAAAGGAGGUCCAUUCGAGGAAGCUGCCACCCAUGUAAGAGGACAAGUGGAUUUCCUGGGGGGUUUGUUGGUGAUGGACAACCUUAAUCAGCAGAACUUAGAUGCCUUAAAUAGGUCUGGAAUAAGAACCGGCAUUGAUUUGAGAUUCGUUUUCGAAACAACCAUUGGGCAGAAGGAUACCCUUGCUGCAGAAUUUGUGGUCACUCAGAAAGGAAAGGAACAUCAUGAUUAUGUCCUUGACAUGCCACUUUCUCUGGCGAAACUCAGCUAUAGAGCAAAUGUUAGUGAUUGGUUAUCUCUGAUGGCUAUCCCAAUGGGAGCCCAAUGCAGGGAUGUUGUAAUUGCUUCAAAUUCUUCUGACCAGCUGGGAAAGGGCCAUAUGAACUUUUCCUCUUUUGGACCACCGCUUCUGAAUCUGCACAAUGGUAGCGCCAUUGGCAUAACUGUGAGAAAGUCAAAUGUUAUUGCUUCAUUGGCUCAAUUUGUUGCUGGACUGGGCAUGCCGUCUGGUUAUAAUACAAUGGAGAAUAGAUGCAGCACUUUCGGGCAGCUUGUGUGUCAAUUAACUAGAGGAACAAAGCUGUCUGUUCUGGGUUUUCAUCAAAUGCCUUUUUCAUCAAGGCAACUUGGAAAAUUUGGAGCUUUUACAAUUCCAAUUGCCUUGUCCAAGCAACAUGACGUCUCUGACGUAGUACCUGAAGCAUUGCCACAGGUCUCAGCUGGUUCUAUUGCUUUGACGGUGGAGUCUGAACUUGAUGACUUUACAAGAAUUGGAGGUUGGAUUGAGAUGAACAAAUUAAAUCCCAAAUCUCCACAAUGGUCUGUAUCCAUGUCUGAUGUUUCUGAAGAUUCAUUUGGCUGGGGAAUUAGUCUCAGUGGGAUGAUUGGAGAUUCAGAAAGCGGGGAUCAUUUUCAGGCAGAAUCCUAUCUAAAAUUUAAUAUGGGUAAUAAAUUUUGGUUGAAGCCAGGUCUUGCAUAUGUAAUGGAUGGAAAUUCUAAAAUAGCUGCUUUAAUGCUUCGCACUAAUUGGACCAUGUGAUGAUUAUCUCCUGCUGAUUGUGAUAUACUUUUUGGUAUGUUCCGGUUCUCAUCAUUUUUCCUUCAGGUGUAUAUGACUAAUCAUUCUUUGUAAUUAGAUUUGUUUGAUU
This is a messenger RNA of Gastrolobium bilobum, 1415 nucleotides long. RefSeq lists its product as uncharacterized. The coding region runs from base 71 to 1306 and encodes 411 amino acids. The transcript has 3 exons. The record is from RefSeq and is a predicted model, not a curated record. Lineage: Eukaryota; Viridiplantae; Streptophyta; Magnoliopsida; Fabales; Fabaceae.